CUUUUCUUCCUGCAUUGAGAACAAGAAGAUCUUCGCUUUAGAAUCGAGGUGGGAGAUAGUUGUGACAACCGCCUGAGCAGCACUGGGAAGCACCUGAAAUGUCCCGAUCCCCUUCCUUCAUCCUUUCCAUUCCUGAAGGCAAAGAAAAUCCUAGCCAGGACCUCAGCCCAUAUGAUGAGAGCAUUGUACACGAUUCCUUCCACCAACUUAUCCAGGAACAGAGUCAGCAGGCUGAAGCUGAAGCUCUGGAGCUCCAGGAGUGGUCUUCCAGGGACAAAGAUGGAGUUCGCCAGCCUCAGUCGGAGUCCUACAGGGCCCCUCAGGACUAUAGCUCAGCCACCCUUCGGAUCUUGGCCAAUAUGCCCAGCCGAACCAUUGGCCGAAGCAGGGGGGCCAUUAUUUCUCAGUACUACAAUCAAACAGUCAGAUUGAGGCGGAAAAAUAGCCGGCCCUUGCUGAGGGACAUGUCGCGUUCUGCCCGACCCAGUGUUCGACAAUAUGACUUGGAUUUGGACUUGACUCCCAGAGAAGAAGAAGAAAAGCGGAGCCUCUUGGUGAAGGAACUACAAGGCCUGACAGUAGCCCAGAGGGACCACAUGCUUCAGGUCAUGCCCCUGAGCCUGACUGAGAAACGCUGCCUCCGCCAGGACAGCUGUAUCCAGAGGGGAAGGCAGAAGCACCACUGUCAUAGCCAGACCCAGUUGUACUGCUGUAGUCGUCUCAAGUAUCAUUGUAUUAUAACUUUCCGCAGCUUGUGGUAUGGACUUCUUUCUAGUCUUUAUGCCUUGAAGCCCUGGCGUUACUCUCUGAAGCAAAUCAGUGGCCAAUUUGGCUCCAGUGUCCUCUCCUAUUUCCUUUUCCUGAAGACCUUGAUCUCCUUCAAUGUCCUGCUCCUUCUCCUUCUCCUGCCCUUCAUUGUGGCUGUGCAGUUGGCCUUCCCCCCAACUUCAGAGUUCCCCUUCUCCCAGUCAUUCACAGGCCUGGAACUCUUCACAGGUAGGGGCCAAUUCACCCACACAGUAAUGUACUAUGGCUACUACAGUAACUUCACUUUGAACCAGCCAUGCUCCUCCCAGCAGAACAAUGACCACUGCCCUCUAAGGACAACCCACCUGCCAUAUAACAUGCCCUUGGCCUACCUCUUUACUGUUGGUGUUUCCUUCUUUACCACCUGCAUCACCCUGGUAUACAGCAUGUCUCAUUCCUUUGGAAAGAGCUACCAGGUGGGCAGUACUCCUGCAGUUCAUGCCAUCACUGUCUUCUGCUCCUGGGACUACAGGGUGACCCAAAAUUGGGCUGCCCAUCUACAGCACGACAACAUUAGGACACAGUUGAAGGAGCUGUUGGCUGAGUGGCAGCUGAAGCAACACCCAAGAAGUAUGUGUGGAAAAUUGAGACAGAUGAUAGUGCUGCUUCUGGUGUGGCUACUGUGCUUGGGCACUGCCCUUGGGUGUGCCAUUGCUGUCUACUCAUUCUCAGAGUUCAUGCAUGAAAACCACGAGACCAAGACCCAGAUGAUCAGUGAGAAGCUCCAGGAAGCUCGUCUGCUGGCUUUGCCCCUGAUAGUCUGCAUCAUCAACCUGGUGGUUCCCUAUCUCUAUAAUGUCUUUGCCAGCUGGGAACAGCAUGACUCUCCUGUUUUGGAGGUGUAUGUGGCCAUUUGCAGGAACUUGAUCCUCAAGAUGGUUAUUUUGGGACUUCUCUGUUACCACUGGAUGGGCCGUAAGAUUAGAACACUGGGAGACCAGUGCUGGGAGACGUUUGUGGGGCAGGAGCUCUACCGCUUCAUGAUCAUGGACUUUAUCUUCACGUUACUGGACACCCUCUUUGGGGAGCUGGUCUGGAGGCUCAUUGUAGAGAGGCUGAAGGGGGAUCGAAAACCAGAGUUUGAUGUUGCUAGAAAUGUGCUGGAGCUGAUUUAUGGGCAGACCCUGACCUGGCUGGGUGUUCUCUUCUCCCCUCUUCUCCCUGCCAUCCAGCUCCUCAAGCUCUUGUUCCUGUUCUAUAUCAAGAAGAUCAGUCUGAUGGCAAACUGCCAGGCACCUAGGAAACCCUGGAGAGCUUUGCACAUGACCACUAUUUUCAUCACCCUCCUCUGCUUUCCCUCCUUCUUGGGAGCAGCCAUAUUCCUCUCCUAUGCCAUCUGGCAAGUGAGACCCUCCAGGACAUGUGGGCCGUUCCGGACUUUGGAUACCAUCUAUGAGGCUAGCAAAGUCUGGAUUCGACGCCUGGAGGAGGCCAGCCCCACUAUCACUUGGUUUACCUGGAUCCACCAGUAUCUGGUGGAAAAUACCUUCUUUAUUUUCCUGAUAUCAGCUGUGCUUCUAGCUGUGAUCUACUUUAAUAUCCAGAUGGUGAAGGGACAGCGGAAAGUCAUUUGCCUACUCAAGGAGCAGAUUAAUAAUGAAGGUGAGGAUAAAAUCUUCCUCAUCAACAAGCUUCACUCCAUUUAUGAGAGUAGGGCAACCAGUAACUAAGGAUCUGAUGGGAAAAGAACACAAUGAAGGUGAGAGGCCAGAAUGGAGGAAGCCCAGAGCUGUGCCAGUGUGCAUGGUCUCCUUGAAGCAAGCUCCAACAUGGAGGAUCAUAAACCCUUGUCCUGCCAGCUUAUAAAAAAACAAGCUACUAAUUCAUAGCUUAAUCAGCAUUACAUUAUUGUGCCUGUACUCCUAGAGCCUCUCCAAUAAUUGUCAUUUUCCUUUUUGGUCAUCUUUGCUCAACUCGAACUCUUUUCUCAUGAGAGGGGAUUAUUCUUGGCUAUUCUUCCCUGUUGUUCUGUUCUUCUGUGUAUGCUCCAAACCUCUCUACCACCUUUUUGAGUUCCUAGUUAUACUUUCAGGAUAGUUAAACUCUGUUUCCUGGAUAGCCAUAGUAGCAGCUAUAAAGUGUUAUUGAGAAAUGCCCUGCCUCUUCUCAGUUUUGGCAAGUCCCUUCAGGAGCAGGCACUCUAGGGCAGCAGUGAUCGAGUAGGAGCCAGUUCCUUUCCUUUGGGUAGGGCAGUGGGAGAAGUACAGGAUGAACUGACACAAUUGUUUGUGAUCUCCAUCAUGGGUUAGUAUAGUAGUAAUGUACAGGGUACAGCUAUCAAAGCUUAUAACUUAGGCUAGGACUUUUGGGAUACCCUUUAUAUGAUUUAUAAAUGCAGGUGUUUCUUCCAUAUUGUGGCUUUCCCCAUCACGGUUAUGAUAUAUCAGAUAUAAGAAAUUAAGUGGGAAUUUGGGGGGAGUUGUGCUGAAGCUGCAGAUGACACUCAAA
This is a messenger RNA of Gracilinanus agilis (Agile Gracile Mouse Opossum), 3255 nucleotides long. It is a transcript of the gene TMC6, whose product is annotated as transmembrane channel like 6. The record is from RefSeq and is a predicted model, not a curated record. The coding region runs from base 99 to 2477 and encodes 792 amino acids. Gene Ontology annotation, molecular function: mechanosensitive monoatomic ion channel activity. Lineage: Eukaryota; Metazoa; Chordata; Mammalia; Didelphimorphia; Didelphidae. Gene Ontology annotation, cellular component: plasma membrane. The transcript is spliced from 20 exons.